AUGGCUUCUCCCCUAGAACUGCAUGGAGACCUUCAAGGUACCAAGAGAAAGGUGUGCUGCUUGCUGUGCCACAUCUUGUCCCCUUCCAACAGCUUCAGGUCUGUGUGGAUGCUGCUUCUCAUUGGAAUUAGCUGCACAGCAGAAAAUGUGAGCUGCCCAAAGGAAUGUAGUUGCCAGUAUCUGGUUGUGAACUGCACAGGGAAGCAGCUGGAAGAGUUCCCUGCCAUCACCCCACUGGACACCAGACAACUAAUCUUGGCUCAAAACAAGCUGAGAUAUUUGCCAUCGGUGGAAUUAAACUUUCUCAGUGACUUGAUCUACCUAGAUUGUAGUGGCAACUUUUUAGGUGAGGAUCUGGAUUUCACUUUUGUCAGCAUUAUUAAGUUGGUCUACCUGGACCUCAGCUUCAACAACCUUACACAAGUAACAUUUGGGACCUUUUCACAGCUCAGUAGCCUGGUUGUAUUAAAGCUUUCAGACAAUCCCAGUCUGGUUGAGAUUGAGAAGGACUCUUUUGCCAAUAAUACCUGGCUCAGGCACCUUGAUGUGAGCCGCUGUAGCUUGAUGUUCAUUGAUACAAGCACUGUCAGGGACUUGCCCAACCUAAGAAGCUUGGGCUUGAGUGGGAAUCCCUGGUUCUGUAACUGCUCCUUCCUGGAAUUGUGCAGCUGGAUGAAAGAGAGUGGGGUAACUAUCCCAGACUCUGACAACAUCACCUGCUAUAGCCCAGCUUUUCUGCAUGGCUUGAGGAUGCUGGAAGAAGCACAGGAGGAGCUUUAUUAUAAGUGCUACAUCCAUUUUGAUGAUCAAGACUAUCUGUUCUUCGGGCUGGUUGGCUUCUGUAUUUUCUCAGCUGGAACUGUCCUGGCUUGGCUCUUAGGAGUAUGUGCAGUGAUCUAUGAAUUCUUAACUGCCACUGGGGAGAAUGAUGAAGAAUAA
Messenger RNA from Sceloporus undulatus (fence lizard), 939 nucleotides. RefSeq names its product leucine-rich repeat-containing protein 52-like. The record is from RefSeq and is a predicted model, not a curated record. Lineage: Eukaryota; Metazoa; Chordata; Lepidosauria; Squamata; Phrynosomatidae. The transcript has 2 exons. Bases 1 to 939 code for a protein of 312 amino acids. Gene Ontology annotation, cellular component: voltage-gated potassium channel complex. Gene Ontology annotation, molecular function: voltage-gated potassium channel activity; transmembrane transporter binding; potassium channel activator activity.